This is a messenger RNA of Aegilops tauschii subsp. strangulata, 1581 nucleotides long. Its product is annotated as BTB/POZ domain-containing protein At2g46260-like. Gene Ontology annotation, biological process: response to red light. The record is from RefSeq and is a predicted model, not a curated record. Gene Ontology annotation, cellular component: nucleus. Gene Ontology annotation, molecular function: protein binding. Lineage: Eukaryota; Viridiplantae; Streptophyta; Magnoliopsida; Poales; Poaceae.
AUGUCGACGGGAGCCGUAGCGGAGCCGGAGACGGACGACGGCUACGAGGCCGUCUUUAACGUGAAUGUCUUCUCCGACAGGGAGCUGCAGGUAGAGGUCGUCGGCCAUGACGACCACGCGCCCGGGUCCGGCGCCAGCCGCAAGCGCCGCCGUGAGGAGGACAAAGGUAAUGAUUUAGAAGAUAUUGACUCAUCUUGUACUGUGUCGAGUACACCGAUUUUACGAGUUGAGACUAUUUAUGUCAGUUCGGCGAUUCUUGCUGCAAAAAGUAGUUUCUUUUACAAGGUUUUCUCAAAUGGCAUGAAAGAAUCAGUCAGAACUGCUGAUUCUGAGGAGAAAGCCUUCAUGGAGCUGUUAUGCUUUAUGCAUAGUGGAAAGUUUACAGCAACAACUGAGCCCACUCCUCUGGUUGAUUUACUGAUGGCUUCUGACAAAUUUGAGGUCGUUUCCUGCACGAAGAUUUUCAUUCAGCUUCUCAUGGUCCUGCCUAUGACUCCAGAAUCUGCAGUGAUGUGCCUAGAUCUCACAUGUUCCAUUUCAAUGGCAGCAGACCUGACAGAGGAAGCCAAGAAAUUCCUUGCCGAGAGGUACGUGGAAUUCCUGUCAACAGAGUUCCAAGAUGAACUUAUGAUGAUCCCUCCUGCUGGGAUUGAGGCCAUCUUAUCAAGGAAUGACUUCGGGGUUGCUUCUGAAGUAACUGUCUAUGACUUCGUGCUCAGGUGGGCCUGUUCACCAUGCCCAAAUUCUGAAGAAAGGAGAAAUAUCUCGAGUUCUCGCUUACUUCCAGUAAUGCGUCUUCGUAUGACCAAUGCUGUUUAUUAUUCUUGUCGUACGGUUGACUGGGCUGUAAAGCGUGACCAGUGCCGUUCUCUACGUAUGCUGAGAGCAAUACUCAGUCAGCCAUUCAGUUGGGAAGAGUAUGUCUUCUCCCUCUCGGUACACUGGGUUGGUCAUCUUGGUCUCUAUAUAGAGAUGGAAAAAAACAAAGGGCCAACAAGAGCAGUGGUUGUUCACAUGUAACCCAUCCUAUGAAACUGAGAUUAAACAUAAUUGAAUCCGAAUUUUAGCGUCGAACUAUAUUAAAUGAACUAAUAGCUAACACAAACCAUUUACUAAAAGAAGCUAUUGUAUAUGUGAACACCACAAUCUUUAAAACAAAUAAAAUGUGAACACCACAAACUAUCUCAUAUGUUAUUUUCCCUCUGAGAUCUAUGCGAACACAUCAAGAUCAGAGUAAGAAAUACAAGAUUAAACAGACUAGAGAUUGCUACUAAAUCUUAACCAUGAUAUUCCAUUUAUCGUCACGUGGUUUUGUUUUUCCUGAGAUCUAUCCAAACAUAUAUGAUAAUAGUAUGAAAUGUAUGAAUCGUAUUUGUUUAUGGAGGGCAAAGCUAGUAUUAAAGAUGACUAGCUUUUCGCCAGGCCUCUAAGUACAUAUUUGUAGCUCAAACCAUUUUAAGAAAGUAAUAGACGAGACAAAACAUGUAUAUUAAAAGAAGCAAUUAUAUGUCUAGGAACAUCAAUCAUCGUUCAUGUUGUCUUAUUCCUCUGAGAUAUAUCCAAACACAGCAACAUCGUUUA